Salvia splendens (bonfire salvia) is the source of this 1687-nucleotide messenger RNA. Its product is annotated as adenylate isopentenyltransferase 3, chloroplastic. Gene Ontology annotation, molecular function: tRNA dimethylallyltransferase activity. The record is from RefSeq and is a predicted model, not a curated record. Gene Ontology annotation, biological process: cytokinin biosynthetic process; tRNA modification. Gene Ontology annotation, cellular component: mitochondrion. The transcript has a single exon. Bases 486 to 1442 code for a protein of 318 amino acids. NCBI's taxonomy places the organism in Eukaryota, Viridiplantae, Streptophyta, Magnoliopsida, Lamiales, Lamiaceae.
UAGUGUUCGAAGUUCAAAGUUUCGACGUGAUUUAAAAAAAGAAGAAAAUGCAGGGGUGGAGAAUCUUUUCUAGAAAAUCUUGAAAGCAUCUUGUAGCUAACUUGACUAUGGUCAUAAGGAAGGCCAAUUAAUCAAAUGUGUUGUUCUGUUCAAGUGUUAGUUGCCUCCUUCCAUAAAUACAGACUCCAUUAUCCCACAAUUUCUUCACAAUAUACCUUCAACUCGACCAGUCAACUAAAAUUCAACCCAACUUCUCCUCCUUUUUUUCACAUCUUAUUUUAUUUUUUGUCUCCUUCCUCUGAAAAUUGUACAGAAAUAGAAAAACCAACACAUUCGAGUCGCCGCGUCUCAAUAUUUUACUCCAUUUCAAACGAAACCAAAGUAAGACUCUCUCCUCGUACAAACCAUACACCGCCAGUCUAUUGUAGAAUUACGUCCAGGGGCUCUUUCGUCAUUUCAAAUAAGUUCGUAUAUAUUGGAAAAAAAUGAAACUGUCACUCUCUGCUUCCCAACAAAUUCGGCCGUCGCUACACAUACCUAGCACGAGCAGUCAGCUCCUCCGCCAUGGCCAGCCGAAGGAGAAGGUGGUGGUGGUACUCGGCGUCACCGGCGCCGGUAAAUCGCGCCUCUCGAUCGACCUCGCCACUCGAUUCUCCGCGGAGAUCAUCAAUUCCGACAAAAUGCAGGUCUACCAAGGCCUCGAAAUCGCCACCAACAAAAUCACCGACGAGGAGCGGCGCGGUGUGCCGCACCACCUCCUCGGCGUCGCCGAUCCCGAAUCCGACUUCUCCACCGCCGAAUUCCGGGCAAUGGCGUCGAUCUCGCUGCGGUCGAUCCUCCGCCGCCGGAACCUUCCGAUCAUCGUCGGAGGCUCAAAUUCGUUCGUUGAGGCGCUCGUCGACGCGAACUUCCGAUCGCGCUACGAUUGCUGCUUCCUGUGGGUGGACGCCGCGAUGCCUGUGCUGGCCUCGUUCGUGUCGGAUCGCGUCGACAGGAUGGUGGAGAGAGGGAUGAUCGAAGAAGUUAGGGCUUUUUUCCGGUCCAACGCCGAUUACUCGCGGGGGAUCCGGCGCGCGAUCGGCGUGCCCGAGUUGGACGAGUAUUUCCGAGUCGAAUCGGAGUGCGACGAGGAGACUCGCGCUAGGGCUCUGGCGGAGGCGAUCGACGCGGUCAAGGUAAACACGAGCAGGUUGGCGUGCCGGCAGCUGGAGAAGAUCCACCGGCUGAGGAACAUCAGAGACUGGCAGAUGCUCCACCUCGACGCGACGGAGGUGUUCAGGAAGCGCGGCGGGGAGGCAGAGGCGGUGUGGAAUAGCGUGGUGGCUGGGACUGCGGAGGCGGUAGUGAGUAGGUUUUUGUACGAUUCGGAGCCUGUGGUUUACGGUGGGGUGAUGUCGAUGAGGAGCGGCGCUCGGCCGCUAUUGGAGGCGACGGCGUCUUAAUUGGGCGGCAAAUUUUCCCCGCAUUAUAAACUUACCGAUAUUAUAUUUAUUAAUAAUAAUGGGAAUUACCCGUACGAGAAUAAACUCAAACUACAUCAAAUAUUGAUUUUAUUCCGACCAUUUAUACAAAACUUAAACUUAAAACAAUAUUCUCUAUAUUAUACCUUUUUUAUUCAUAAAAUCCAAAAAAAAUUUAGGUUUGAGUUUAGUGUAAACCUAAUAAUAAAUAUUUUUUUUUUCCAAAA